Nezara viridula (southern green stink bug) is the source of this 255-nucleotide messenger RNA. The record is from the annotation of a GenBank genome assembly. Lineage: Eukaryota; Metazoa; Arthropoda; Insecta; Hemiptera; Pentatomidae.
AUGAAGACUGUAGCUGGAGAUGUUCCCACAAGUUGGAUGAACCAAGUCACAAGUCGCCUUCACGCUUUCCGUUCCCCUGGACCGAGAAAUUACCCAGCUCUAACAGUGGGUGAGUACGGUCCGCUGGCUAUACUCCGGCAAGGUUACCUCUAUCUCUUCAUCUUUAUAAUCCGGCUCAAUCACAAUCCGGCCCACGCACGCCCUCCUCUCGGAAUUCGAUUGAGUAAUAAAGCAACGAAGAUUGGUCACCUUUAA